Messenger RNA from Acyrthosiphon pisum (pea aphid), 2677 nucleotides. RefSeq names its product misexpression suppressor of KSR 2 (gene MESK2). The transcript is spliced from 11 exons. Bases 467 to 1840 code for a protein of 457 amino acids. The record is from RefSeq and is a predicted model, not a curated record. NCBI's taxonomy places the organism in Eukaryota, Metazoa, Arthropoda, Insecta, Hemiptera, Aphididae.
UCCGUAUCCGACGUCGUCUUGCCCCGCUUGCGUGCCGGUAGUAAAAUCGUUUGCGCGCGCGCCUGUAUGUAAGUGUGUGUGCGCGUACACUGUGUAUGCUUGUUCGUAUGUGUAUGCGUGCGCGCUGUGUGUGAUAACGACCGACAGACACACUUUGUUCUAUUCGUGUUCGACGCGCGCGAUGCGUCCGAUCUCGUUCGCCGUCACCGCCGUCGUCUGAAUUCGAUCGCGCUUUUUCCUGAUAUUUUUUUUACACAUUUUUUUACAUUUUUUUUCCACGUAUCUCGCCCAUUAUCGCGCACGCACACUCUCGUACUCAAGCGACGACCGUCUGCCUUUCAAAUAUUAUACACCAGUCUAUGUUUUUUUGAAAAAAAUAACAACAUCAACAACAACAACAAUAAUAAUUUAAUAAUAUAACCGAUAUAGUAAAGACCACACAGCUUUUGGCCCCGCAUGCCGCAACAUGUCCUACCGCUCGCUGGCCGCCGACCGCGUGUACAAAGCGACCACGGACGACCUGCAGCCGGAGCGGAAGAACUCGGUCGGUACGGUUUUUAAAAAGGCUUUCGGCACGCUAAGCUCCAGCCCCCGGCGCAGGCUGUCCGAGCCGCUUAUGUCCGGCGUGCCCGUAAUCGGCACCGGAAACAUCAACACGCCGCUCAGAAAAAUGCCCACGUCUGCCAUAUCCGAAGAAGCGUCGCUGCUCAGUGGCAUGCGGUCGGAGACUUUGGAGGAAGUGGAACUUACCGGCGUCCGUCCGUCGCUACCUGCCGUCCGGACGUUUACCAGGGGCAACACCGGUGUGGAAGAGGUGUACGUGGACACCGAUAAUGGGCCGGUGUGCGUGGCCGUGCAGGGCGAUCGGUCCAGGCCACCCAUACUCACUUACCAUGACUUAGGACUGAACUACGUCACAAGCUUUCAGACAUUCUUCAAUUAUAGUGAAAUGCGCACCCUUAUGUCAAAUUUCUGCGUGUACCACGUGAACGCACCCGGACAAGAAGAAGGAGCAGCACCGUUAUCGGAUGAUUACGUUUUUCCUAGUAUAGACGAGUUAGCGAACCAGUUAGAUCACGUUUUAAGAUAUUUCGGUUUGCAAUCGAUCGUCGGACUUGGAGUGGGAGCUGGUGGGAACAUUUUGGCGCGGUUCGCUUACAGACAACCAACAAAGGUUGAAGCGCUAUGUCUGAUCAACGUGGUGUCAACGCCGGCCGGUUGGAUCGAGUACGGUUAUCAAAAGCUGAACAGCAGAUACUUAAAAUCCAAAGGCAUGACACAAGGGGUGAUGGACUAUUUGAUGUGGCAUCAUUUUGGAAAAGGAACCGAGGAAAGGAACCACGAUCUGGCCAGAGUGUACCGUGAGUACUUCGAGCACAGCGUCCACCCGGGCAACCUGGCCGCAUUCAUCGACUCGUACGUGAGACGGACGGACCUGGGCAUCAGCAGGAGUACGCCCACAUCCGAGUCAUGCCCAGCCGGCCGCAGGCUCAGCAUGACCACCACGUUGCAGAUGCCAAUCAUCAACGUGUGCGGAGCUCUGUCGCCGCACCAGGAGGACACGGUGACGCUCAACUCGAGACUGGAUCCGACCAAGUCGUCGUGGAUGAAGGUAUCCGACUGUAGCAUGGUGCUGGAAGAGGUACCACAAAAAAUGUGUGAAGCGCUGCGGCUUUUCUUGCAAGGACUCGGUUACGCUGUGAGACUCGGCCGGCCACCGUUGACCGUAUCCAGAUCGGCUGAAGUGAUAUCGAAAUCCAUAAGACAGUCCACGUCCAAAGACAGCGUUCGCAGCUCGCCGUGGCCGUUCAGAAUCACCGAAAACCCGCUGACGGCAUGAUGACAUGAUACGUCUAAGGCGAUUAUGUUAUCAGCGUGCGCAGGUCGUUUGGUGGCGAGGCGGCAGGUUGGUGCUAUAGCAACAGUUCUACAAUAAUAAUAUUAUAGGUAUACGCAUAUAUAUAUAUAUGUAUUAUAUAUAUAAGAUGACAUGACAUAAAAUGUGCACUCGUCCAGUUUCGCGGCGUGAGCGAGCAUCGCAAGUGAGCCGUUGAAAAAAAUGUCAAAAAUAAACCGAACCGUUUACCGAUUAGUACCUAUAGUCGAAAAAGGACAAAUAAUAAUAUUAUUGUAUAGUUUAUAAUAGGUAUAUAAAUGGUCAGGCUAGUUUGUUUUUUUAGACGAUUUUAUAUCUAUAUAUAUAUUAUAAAAUAUAUGUAUAUGGUGUAUACCUGAAUAUAAUAUUAUAAUAAUAACCAGUUAUAUAUGUAAUGACGUUAGGGAUAUUGAGACUCAUAUCAUCAAAAAAAGCUUCAGAUGUAGUUUUUGCUAAGCGGAGAAAAAACUCCGUACAUAUUGUUAUGUUUAGGUACGCCUAAAAAUUAAAUUAAAUUAAUAUAUUAUUAUAAUAAUAAUCGUUAAUGAAUAAUGAAAAAAAAAAAUGACGAGAUUAACGAGUUAGUUUAAUAGACUGCACAAACACCUGCGCUUUUUUAUUGUUUUUUUUUUAUUUAUAUUUUACGUUGUUGAUUAUUGAUGUUAAUAAUAGUUUGUUAAGUGUUGCUGUUAUUUAAUCAGAUAUAUUGUACACAUCGCGGAUGUUAUGUACCGUUCUGUAUGAUAUAAAGAUGGAUUGUGAUAAGUAACAAUAUAUAACAAUGAAAUUUAUAACUAUACA